Leucoraja erinaceus (little skate) is the source of this 4636-nucleotide messenger RNA. RefSeq names its product calcium-activated chloride channel regulator 1-like. NCBI's taxonomy places the organism in Eukaryota, Metazoa, Chordata, Chondrichthyes, Rajiformes, Rajidae. The coding region runs from base 1054 to 3966 and encodes 970 amino acids. Gene Ontology annotation, biological process: chloride transport. Gene Ontology annotation, molecular function: intracellularly calcium-gated chloride channel activity. The record is from RefSeq and is a predicted model, not a curated record. The transcript has 14 exons.
UUCGACACCACCCACUUCAGUGUCAUCUGCAAACUUAAUAAUCACGCCUUCUACAUUCUCAUCCAAAUCGUUAAUGUAAAAGGUUUAUAAAGCAGAUAAGAAACCAGAGUAAGACCAUGCCUUCUCAAUGCCAUAACUAUUUGUCAUCAUUCAAAAUGUCCUAAUUCACAUUGUACAAUUUAAUUGCUUCAAAAAUAAAUCAAAAUCAAAGGUGGGUUUUAUGACCAAACACUAAAGAUACUAGCUCACCAAACUGAUAUAAUCUUAAGAUUCAAGAUUCAAGAGAGUUUAUUGUCAUGUGUCCCAGAGAGGACAAUGACAUUCUUACUUUUGCAUCAGCACAACAGAAUAUAGUAGGCAUGAAUACAGAACAGAUCAGUGCGUCCAUAUACCAUUAUAUAAAUAUAUGCACACACGAAUAAACAGAUAAGGUGCAAAUAAACAGAUAAUGGUCUAUUAAUGUUCAGAGUUUUGUUUCAUUUGAGUUUAAUAGCCUGAUGGCUGUGGGGAAGUGGCUAUUUCUGAACCUGGACGUUGGAGUCUUCAGGCUCCUGUACCCUCUGUCUGAAGGUAGCGGGGAGAUGAGUGUGUGGCCAGGAUGGUGUGGGUCCUUGAUGAUGCUGCCAGCCUUUUUGAGGCAGCAACUGCGAUAGAUCUCCUUGAUGGUAGGAAGGUCAGAACCGAUGAUGGAUUGGGCAGUGUUUACUACUUUUUGUAGUCUUUUCCGAUCCUGGGCGCUCAAGUUGCCGAACCAAGCCACGAUGCAUUCUCUACUGUGCACCUGUAGAAGUUGGAGAGAGUCCUCCUUGACAUAGCGACUUUCCGUAAUCUUCUUAGGAAGUAGAGAAAGCUUAUUUUUAUGCUUUAUCUGAUGGGAUAAAUUGCAGACUUGAUUUAAAAAAGUUUUGUAACUUUGCUAUCAUAUGUCCCAAAUUGAAUUGCUGAGAUUUUUUUCCUACGUCUCUACAAGUUCCUCUCUCCUUGGGAGGGAGAACUUUUGGUCCACUUUGUUCCUUAUUAUUCAGUUAAUGUUUUGUAUUUUACAAUCCCUUCAUGCAGAGUGCAAUAGUGUUAUCGGCAGACAGCCAAUUGACAAUUAGAACACUUUCCUCAGAGACACUUUGGAAUCAGGAACCAUCAUUUAAAAUUACAACAUCCCAAUUUAUGAUAAUUAAUCAUUUACAGAGUCAAAGCGUUCCUUGCAAUCCAAGACACAUUCAGGCACAAAGCCUCAGAGGCAGGAUGAUGCCUCAGAAAACCUUUGCUUUGGUGCUUGUCUCCCUCCUGUGUGCUUUUAUUACAAACUGUUCUGGAGCAAAACUGGUGAAUAAUGGAUAUCGAGACAUUGUUAUCGCUGUUAACCCUGGUGUUUUUGAUGAAAACCUUAUUGAGAGCAUUAAGGAAAUGAUGUAUGAUGCUUCUGCCUACCUACACCUGGCUACCAAACAGCAACUUUAUUUCUCAGAAAUAAAAAUUCUGUUGCCUUAUACCUGGACAGUUAAUUCCAGCUUGUUUCAAAGAUCAACAACUCAAUCUUAUGCAAAGGCAGAUGUGAUCAUUGCUGCACCUUAUCUGAAACAUCGAGAUGCUCCGUACACCCUGCAACCUCGUGGUUGUGGCGAGAAGGGUCGCUACAUUCACUUCACCCCAAACUUCAUGCUAAACGACACCCUGGCUUCAGCUUAUGGCUCAAGAGGGCAAGCAUUCGUUCAUGAAUGGGCCCAUCUUCGAUGGGGAGUAUUUGAUGAAUAUGAUGAUUUGACGCCUUUUUAUAUAACUAGUGAUGGUACUGUUGAUGCAACAAGAUGCUCGAAAGAAAUAAGAGGGAAGAUAGCUGAUUGUACGGGCACUUCCUGUACACCUUGCAACAUAGAUCCCAACACUAGGCUGCCUAAAGGCAAUUGUCAAUUCUUCCCAGAGAUGGAUCAGAGUUCAUCAUCUUCGAUAAUGUACGUGCAGGGUCUGACAAAUGCGGAUAAAUUUUGUGAUGACAAGACUCACAAUGCUGAAGUGCCCAACUCACAGAACAGAAUAUGCAAUUACAGGAGCAUUUGGGAUAUGAUCAGCAAGUCGGAGGAUUUCAAAAACAGUUCCUCACCCCACACUGGAUCCGUCAUCCCAACGUUCACGUUUCUUCAGGCCAAGCACCGUGUUGUUUGCUUAGUCCUUGAUGUCUCAGCAAGCAUGGGGUUGGAGAAUCGUAUAAAUAAGCUCCAACAAGCAGCCAAAGUAUUCUUACUCCAGAUCAUUGAAGAUGGCUCGCACGUCGGAAUAGUUAGUUUUCAUUCUGCUGCAUUUACUGACUCAAAGCUGAAAUUAAUUGAUGGUGAUGAUGCCAGGAAUGAACUUGUACAACUGCUGCCCACAACAGCCAGUGGGGGAAGAAAUAUCUGCAUAGGAGUUAGGUCUGGAUUUGCGGUACUUCGUGCAGAUGAUGGUUCUACAAGUGGUGAUGAAAUCAUAUUGGUGGUUCUUGGUGAGGACAAUGGAAUAAACGGUUGCUUUGCAGAGGUGGAGCAAAGUGGAGCCAUAAUCCACACCAUAGCAAUAGGGCAAAAUGCGACUGAAGAACUAGAGCAGCUCUCCAUUAUGACAGGAGGUUUACAGUUUGCAGCAGCUGAUAAUUUGGAUUCAAAUGGAUUAAUUGAUGCAUUCAGUGCAUUGGUCGCAACAAACGGUGACAUUAAUCAUCAGCCAAUCCAGCUUGAAAGUUCAGGAACAAGGAUCGACAACGGCACAUGGAUGAAUGGCACGGUUGUUUUUGAUAAGACUGUUGGAAAUGACACCAUGUUUGUGGUUACUUGGGAUGCUCAGACUCCUAUUGUGAUUGUACGUAACCCUAGUGGAAAAACAUACAACCACGAUGACUUCAGGAUAAAUCAAACAGAACACACAGCCCAUCUUAAGAUUCAAGGCACUGCACAGACUGGAAAUUGGAUCUACAACAUCCUGAAUCAUGGAAUCAAACAGUUUGUAACAACCUCUGUUACAUCACGAGCAGCAGACGCAGAAAUUCCCCCAGUGAAUGUCAAUGUAUACAUGAACAAAAAAGACAUCAUGAGCCCAAUCAUUAUCUACGUGGAGGUUACUCAUGGAUUUCUACCAGUCCUGCAUGCCAAUGUGACAGCUAUUAUUGAACGUCCCAGUGGUCCUCCGAUUAAACAGAAGCUUUAUGACGAUGGCUUAGGUGCUGAUGUGAACAGCGAUGAUGGUAUUUACUCCAAGUAUUUCCUCAUGUUAAAUGGAGCUGGAAGAUAUAGUGUUAAUGUGCAUGUACAGGGAGAGGAAAGGAUCGCACAAGUGGCACUCAGAAGAGGAGGGCAUGCUCCACAGUACACAAAAAAUGGAAAUAUCCAAACACAUUCAGCAAAUCUUCCAAACAAGGAGGGUCUUGUGGCUCAAUUAGGAGGCUUCCAAAGGGUCAAAUCAGGAGGAACAAUUUUAGUCCCCUCAGAAGCACUCAGUAUUGACUUCAGACCAUGUAAAAUCACAGAUCUUCAAGCAACAAUAGUUAAAAAUAGAAUUAAGCUGGAAUGGACAGCGCCAGGAGGAGACUAUGAUCAAGGCAAAGCUUCGCACUAUGAAAUGAGGAUGAGUGACAACCUGCUGCAACUUCGAGACAACUUCUUCAAUGUUAAUCUGGUUAAUUUGACCAGUAUGAAACCACGAUCAUUUGGUUCCAGAGAAACAGCCACAAUUGUUCUCGAACAUAGAGAACUGCAAAACGGGGCAACUCUGUAUUUUGCUGUCCGUGCAUAUGAUGAAAAUCAGCGGGUUUCUGAAAUGUCAAAUGUGGCCAAAGCUUCUGUCUUUGUACCUUUAAUUGAGCACCCAAAUGAUGUUAACAUAUCAGUGAUAGUUUCAAUUGUAACCAUUGCUAUAUUUAUUGUAUGCUUGAUUAUUUUGAUCACAAAUUGUGUUCUGAAUAGUGUUAGCCAAAAGAGAAUUUUGGCAGAUGAAGAGUAAUAAAUUAAAAUCUAACGCAAAAGUUAACAGACCUAAUUAAAGAGAUUUAAAAUGGUAAUAAAACCAAAUUAUACACCAAUGGGUUUGGAGGGGAAGGUUCAAAGGCAGUUUUCUUGCUAUUUGUUGUAACUUCAGUACUUUACCCAUGCAUAUCCUAGGACGAUGUUAUAAGAUGUACUUAAAUACUUUCUAGGUUUCAUUGACUUUAGAGUUAUAACAUAAUUUAACACGGAAUCAGGCCAUUUGAUCCAACUCUUCCAUGCCAACCACAAUGUUCCUCUACGCUACGCUAUUCCCAUUUGCUUGCAUAUCCCUCUCAUCUUACCUAUCCGUGUGCCUGUCCAAAUGUUGAUAUAGUACCUGCCUCAGCCUCAUCCUCAUUCCAUAUGUGUAUUUUUUACAAUACUGGAGAGAUUUUAGCACAGAACAUUAAAAAUGUAAUAUCUUCACUGUUUCAAGUAGUAUGGUAUUAAUUUUUUCAAGGAUUGUUACUCAAUUGUGCAAGAGAUAGUAGAUAAAGUCAUUAGGAAUAAAAUUAAUUCCCUGAUUCAACCAGUUUAUAACUCAAAAAUAUUAAUUUUUAGGACACCAAAAAUGUGACAUGCUUUGACACAAUGAAAUAAAGAGGCAAUUUCUGCAUUAAUUUCAUUAUAAUUCAAAACAUUUUCAA